CACAGCUUGUUGUUUUGCUGCGCCAGCUGGUAUCCACGGUUCUGGGGACUCAUUGGUGUUACCUUGACUCCUGUUUUACAUUCAGUGCCACCAUCUUUGGUUCCUGGAAACUCGGGCCUAGUGGGUGAAUCCUGCCUUGACUGAUCUCCUUCUCAGAAACCCAGGGGUCCCCUCGCCUCACUCUUGCAGAAUGGCAAGCAGCAGCAGCAGCAGCAGCAACAAUAUCCUCAGCUCUGAAUUCAUUGUUGGAGGGAAAUAUAAACUGAUGCGGAAAAUUGGAGCGGGCUCCUUUGGAGACAUCUAUCUGGCUGUCAAUAUAACCAAUAAUGAGGAAUUGGCUGUGAAGCUAGAGUCUCAGAAGGCCAGGCACCCCCAGCUACUGUAUGAGAGCAGGCUCUAUAAGCUUCUGCAGGGUGGAUUGGGCAUUCCCCGAACCCGCUGGUAUGGUCAGGAAAAAGACUAUAAUAUCCUUGUCAUGGAUCUGCUUGGACCUAGUCUUGAAGACCUCUUCAAUUUCUGUUCCCGUAAGUUCACAUUGAAAACCGUCCUGAUGUUGGCUGACCAGAUGAUUAGCAGAAUUGAAUAUGUGCACACCAAGAACUUUAUACACAGAGACAUUAAACCAGAUAACUUCUUGAUGGGUAUUGCACGUCCGCGUAAGGCAGGAGGGAAGAGAAAAAGAGGCGGGGCAGCUGCUAACAGGUCUCAGGACCCAUCUUUUUCAGGGCUAAACCAGUUAUUCCUUAUUGACUUUGGUUUGGCAAAACGGUACCGAGAUAACAGAACAAAGCAGCAUAUACCCUACAGGGAAGAUAAAAAUUUCACUGGCACUGCCCGGUAUGCCAGCAUCAAUGCACACCUUGGCAUUGAACAGAGCCGUCGGGAUGAUGUGGAGUCUCUUGGUUAUGUCCUGAUGUAUUUCAACAGGAGCAGCCUGCCCUGGCAAGGAAUAAAGGCUGCAACCAAGAAGCAGAAGUAUGAAAAAAUUAUUGAAAAGAAGAUGUCCAUCCCUGUUGAUGUUCUGUGUCAGGGCUUUCCAGCAGAAUUUGGCAUCUAUCUCAACUACUGCCGUGGCCUUCGCUUUGAAGAAACACCUGAUUACAUGUAUCUCAGGCAGCUAUUUCGUAUUCUUUUCAGGAGCCUGGACUACAAGUACGACUGCAUGUUUGAUUGGACACUAUUAAAGCAGAAAGCAGAGCAGGAGCAGGCAGCCUCUUCUUCUGAGCAGGGUCCGCAGAUACAACCCCCUCCAGCACCCAAAGUAACGAAACCAAGAAGAGUGACAAGAAGGGUCUCCAAGCAGGAAGAGGAACAGAUGAAGUAAAGCUGAUGAUCCAGAGUUCAACUUGUUAUUCCGCAAAUCAGGAACUCUUAGUUCAUACGUAUACUUGCCAAGUGAUUGUGGGCAAUCAUGUACUUGUUGAAAAUUUACCUAAUUUCAGCAUAAAUUGACUGGUCAGCAUUAGUGAUAAGUUCUAGCCACUGUAAUUGUUAAUAUUGCAUUAACUAUAAAUGUUAAAAUCGAUAUAGUGAAACUUGGUCCUAGUUUUCUAUUGCAUUUUUUUCUAGUGAAAAGUUAACUAAAUGUUUGACGUACAGAUGGUGGAAAAUCAUACCUAUGACAAUUUUUUGAUAUUUUUUCUUUUGAACUGUACUGUUUUGAGAUCUUAUUUCAGAAGUAUAGCAUAAAGUUUUCAACUACAGUUGUUAUAAUUGUAAAUGAUCAUAAUUGUGCACUCUAAGGGUAUUUACCCUCCUUGGUGUUUCAAAGUUGUAAACGUAAACAUUCUCAAAAUUGUUGACUUCAAUGUGCAAGCCAGCUGACAGGGUAGCAACCAAAGAUUCCAGUUUUUAAGCAUAUGAAAGACUGUGCCUGCUUACUGUGCUAGAAAUAACACCAUUUAAAAUGAAGAUUCAAGAAAAACUUAGUGACUACUAGAUUAUCUUUAGGAUUCUGCAUUAACUCUAAUGUUCUUGGUUUAAAAAAGAAAAGCAAUAUGUUUGUCCCAGAAAUUUAGUUAACAUCUUAGAACUGAACAUAUGUGCAAGUUACUUAGAUAAAUGUAAGUACUGUGAACAUCUAUAUGACCUGGGAUUUUGUUUUGAUUUUGAAACUGAAAAUUGUUUGCUGUAAGGAAAAUACUUA
Molecule: messenger RNA, 2146 nt
Organism: Trichosurus vulpecula (common brushtail)
Lineage: Eukaryota; Metazoa; Chordata; Mammalia; Diprotodontia; Phalangeridae
Product: casein kinase I-like
Exons: 1
Coding region: 191-1324 (377 amino acids)
Biological process (GO): negative regulation of canonical Wnt signaling pathway; signal transduction; peptidyl-serine phosphorylation
Cellular component (GO): cytoplasm; nucleus
Molecular function (GO): ATP binding; protein serine/threonine kinase activity
Source: RefSeq, a predicted model, not a curated record